Messenger RNA from Camellia sinensis, 1686 nucleotides. RefSeq names its product phosphoinositide binding protein. The record is from RefSeq and is a predicted model, not a curated record. NCBI's taxonomy places the organism in Eukaryota, Viridiplantae, Streptophyta, Magnoliopsida, Ericales, Theaceae.
UUCCCUUUCAAGUUCUAUCACAAAAACAAACUAGCUAGGGUACCUCACACAACACACCCAUAUGUAAAAUUAUACCACACUCAUCUUACUCUGCUUCACCAUGAUCAACUUCUUCUUGCUUACCAACUUGCAUGAGAGAGAGAGAGAGAGAGAGAGAGGUGGCAAUUAAUCUCAUGUUCCUGUUCAUCUUUCUAACUAGAAGAGUGAACAAAGAGUGAAGUAAGAAAGAUUAACAUAUACACAAAGGCAACAAGAUUAUCAAGAUUCCAAUCAAAUCAAUUACAAACAUGAAUAGGCUUGAAAACAUAGCAGAGGAAGAGGUUCAAGUGAGCUGGCUUCCUGCGGCGGCGACAUGUCCACCGCCAGAAACGCCGACGGAGUCGAUGGAGUUCCUGGCUAGGUCAUGGAGUCUGUCAGCCAUGGAACUCUCUAAAGCUCUUUCUCAUACUUGUAUACGAUUGGUCUCUAAUCAUCAUCAUCCAGCAGAGAAGUCACCACCACCACCACCACCACCUGUGAGUUCUGUUGGUGCUGUUGAUGAUCAACCACACCUCCUAAUCUCCACAGCUCCAAAGGAACCUCAACUUCAACCUUUACCAAGUGCAGAUAGCCCUCCAACAUCUCCAAGAGGAAGUGAUGACACUAAGGAAUUGUUCCUACUCCAUCAAGCUCUCAACCCAGAUUUCCUCACUAGUCAGCAGCUGCUAAAAAAUGGGCUAUACAGGAACAUCAUGAGGGGAAGAAAAGUGGGAAGAUGGCUGAAAGAUCAAAAGGAGAGGAAGAAGCAGGAGCUUAGAACCCACAAUGCUCAACUUCACGCAGCUGUGUCUGUGGCUGGUGUUGCUGCUGCCGUGGCAGCUCUUGCAGCCUCGUCAGUGACGUCCCCUGAAAAGCCAACUGCCCGACAUAAGGCACCUUCCAAAACAUCUACUGCAAUGGCAUCUGCAGCUGCUCUGGUAGCAUCGCAUUGUAUUGAGAUUGCAGAGGAAAUGGGAGCUGAGCAUGACCAGAUCUUGGCAGUUGUUGGUUCUGCGAUCAAUGCAAGGAAUAACGGCGAUAUCAUGGCCCUAACUGCUGGAGCAGCUACAGCCUUGAGAGGGGCUGCCACACUGAAGGCAAGGCUGGAAAAGGGGUAUGGAGCUACAAGUAUAUCCCUGACUGACGAACAGGUUGAAGAAGCAAAUGUCUCAAUAGCAUUGAACUUUGUUUCUAAAGGGGGCGAGCUUCUUAAACGCACCAGGAAAGGAGCUCUCCACUGGAAGCAAGUUUCUAUCAACAUAAAUUCAAAUUGGCAGGUGGUAGCUAAAAUGAAAAGCAAGCACAUGGCGGGAACAUUCACAAAGAAAAAGAAGUGUAUAGUCUCUGGAGUCUUUUGUGACAUCCCAGCAUGGACCGGAAGAGAGUGGGAGGACAGCAAUGAGCAGAGGGCUUAUUUUGGGAUAAAAACUGGUGACAGGAUAAUUGAAUUUGAGUGCAGAAAUAAAGCUGACAAACAAUUGUGGGCCGAGGGGAUCCAGUAUAUGUUGAAUUGCCGAGCCAACAUUAUAUGAUUUUGAGAUAAGAAGGAUAUAGCCAACUUCUAAACUGGCAUAAAUCUAGAUUCUGAUCUUUCCAAACGAAAUUAACAUGGAAUGUGUACCUCAUACUUCAAAAACUGGUAUUAGUGAAAGGAAAAAAGAAAACCAC